UGCAUUGAUAGGUGGCACUGAUUGGCAGCACUAAUAGGUGGCACUGAAAGGCAGCUCAGAUGGGCACUGAUAUGCGGCAUUGAUGUGCACUGGUAGGCACUGAUAUGUGGCAUUGAUGAGGCACUGAUGGGCACUGGCAGGUGGCAUUGAUGGGCAAUGACAGCUGGCAUUGAUGGGCACUGACAGGUGGCACUGCUGGGGCUACACUGAUCAUCAGGGCACACUGAUCAUCAGUGCCCUGAUGAUCACUGUCAGCGUAACAGCUCGUGAGGAGAGAAAUGCCAAUAACCGGCAUUUCCCUAUUUACAUGUGAUCAGCUGUGAUUGGA
Messenger RNA from Staurois parvus, 328 nucleotides. NCBI's taxonomy places the organism in Eukaryota, Metazoa, Chordata, Amphibia, Anura, Ranidae. The record is from the annotation of a GenBank genome assembly.